Molecule: messenger RNA, 498 nt
Organism: Nestor notabilis (Kea)
Lineage: Eukaryota; Metazoa; Chordata; Aves; Psittaciformes; Psittacidae
Gene: NSMCE2
Product: non-SMC element 2, MMS21 homolog (S. cerevisiae)
Exons: 6
Coding region: 1-498 (165 amino acids)
Biological process (GO): protein sumoylation; double-strand break repair via homologous recombination
Cellular component (GO): Smc5-Smc6 complex; nucleus
Molecular function (GO): zinc ion binding; SUMO ligase activity
Source: RefSeq, a predicted model, not a curated record
AUGGAUAUAAAACGAGAAAAACCAGAAAAUAUACCAGAUUUAAAAUCUUUAGUACAAGAAAAAUUUGCUGCAAUGGAGAGCAAGAACAGUGACUCAGAUUUGCAAAAGAAUGAAAAAUAUGUGUAUUUUAAGGAUCAACUUAAAGAGAUGAGAAAACAAUUCCUAUUUCGAAGUAAUAGUAAUGGUGAAGAGGCCAUUGAACAAAUCGAUGAAGAUAUAGCUGUGACUCAGAGUCAGAUGAACUUUAUUUGUCCCAUUACACAGAUGGAAAUGAAGAGGCCGGUUCGAAACAAGAUCUGUGGACACACUUAUGAAGAAGAUGCCAUUCUAAAGUUUAUCCAGACUCGAAAGCAGCAAAAGAAGAAAGUCCGAUGUCCUAAAAUUGGCUGUAGCCAUUCUGAUGUAAAAGGAUCAGAUCUUAUGCCGGAUGAAGCACUUAAAAGAGCGAUCGACAGUCAGAAUAAACAAAGCUGGUCAACACUGGAUAAGACACUUUGA